Molecule: messenger RNA, 1826 nt
Organism: Sesamum indicum (sesame)
Lineage: Eukaryota; Viridiplantae; Streptophyta; Magnoliopsida; Lamiales; Pedaliaceae
Product: vitellogenin-like protein
Source: RefSeq, a predicted model, not a curated record
AAUUACAGAAACUUGGCUGGUUUCCACGUGCUCCUGGGGACUCUCCUCCUCACUCUCCAUUCCCCACUUACUUCAAUGCCGAUUUUCUUUUUAACAUUCAUCAACACACCUUACCACGUUUGACCACCUUCUCUCUCUCUCUCUCUCUCUCUCUCCCCUUUUCUACCCCCUUGAGUGUGAGAGUUUUUUUUCUUUGUUAAGCCAUUUUCUUGCGUAGAAGCUGUAGUUUUCAAGAGUUUUAUGCCAUAUAUAAGAGGAAACUCGGAACCCCAGAUACCAAGAUUGUCUAUAUUUUCACCUGGGUCGCAAGAUUUUGGAGUAAAGUGAAAUCUUUCUUCAAGAUUUUGAACUUAAAAUGGUGAUGGAAGUUGUGCAUGAAGAUAUGGGGGACGGCAACAUGCAAUGUAUAAACCAUCCAUACAAAAACAGCACCCCCGGUGGGAUCUGCGCUUUUUGUCUUCAAGAGAAGCUCGGAAAGCUUGUUUCUUCCUCAUUUCCUGUGGCUGUUUUCCCUUCUUCUUCCUCGUCUUCUUCUCCUUCUUUUAGAUCUGAUUUUGGUGGUAGCAAUACCACCUCAUCCGGCGGAGCCGCCACUGUCGGCACGGUCCUUCAGGUCCGCCACCUUGCUUCUUCGUCUGUCAACUCUCAGAGUGGAGGCAAUGACUGUAACUAUCACGGGCUUUACACAAGGCGAUCAAGAUUGCCUUUUGUUUUGACACACAAGAAGAAGAAAAAGAAGGAUGGAGUGGCGAUGGCGAUGGCGAGUUCAGACUCCAGCAGCAUUGUUUUCAAGAGAAGCAAGUCUACUGCAACCCCAAGAAGAGGCAUCCAUUUCCUGGAUGAAGAUUAUAGUCCUCACAGAAGAGGGUUCUGGUCAUUUCUUUACACGUCGAAGCACUCUACUUCUAAGAAAAGUGAUAAGCACUUGAAAGCUUUGAAGUUGGCAUCAGCCACACCUAGUACUGUGAGUAGUACUGUGGCAUCAUCAUCUGUGAAUGGUGUUGGUGGUGCAAUUAGAUCAAGGGAGAAGAAAAGGGAAGAUUUUGUGGUGGUGGGUGAGAAUGGAAGCCCUGAUCAGGCUGCAUUUGACAGGAAGGUGUCAAGAUCCAGAUCUGUUGGUUGUGGGAGCAGGAGCUUUUCAGGAGACUUCUUUGAGAGGAUCUCAACUGGCUUCGGGGAUUGUACUCUCCGCAGAGUGGAGUCCCAGAGGGAAGGGAAGCCUAGACUGCACUCAGUUCAAAGGAAUGGUGGAAAUAGUGGCAAUAAUGGGCAGGAUUGCAUUAAAGAAAGAGUAAAAUGUGGUGGGAUUUUCAGUGGAUUUAUGAUAACGUCGUCAUCAUCUUCUUCAUCAUCUUCUUCUUAUUGGGUUUCAUCUUCAGCUGAGGAUAGUAAUGUGAAUGGGAAAUCAAUUUCAUCAGUGAGGCAUGUUUCUCAUGGGAGGAGCAGAAGCUGGGGUUGGGCACUUGCAAGUCCUAUGAGAGCUUUUAGUAAGCCUUCUGCUGGGAAACGGGACGCUGCUUCCAACAAGAAUGUUACGCCAAACUUGGCUGCAAUUCCUUCCUUGUUGGCUGUCAGUGGCUGAAGAAGAAAGAAGAUCUUUAGAUAUUCCAAGUAAAUUGGCUGAUACUAUUAUUAUACAUUUUCACAUUCUUGGUUUGAUGUUUCACGUGCUUGUUACUCUGUUCAUCCAUGUUUGGCUCUGCUCAAUCAUUCUUGAUGCACUUUUGAUGUUAAUGUUAAUUUAUUUAUUGUAGUUUCAAUUAGUUUUCUGUUACUAGAAUUUGUAUGAGAAUCUGAAUUGUAUUGAAGUCAUCUUUGUAUAUCAA